AGAUAAGCUCGGACCAACUUCUCUCUAAACAUCCCAGAAACAUUUCCUCCUCCUUCUCUCUUCAUUUCUCAACCCCAAAUCAUCAACCCAUCUUCAACCAUAACUAAUCACUUUCUCAUCCAAGAUUAAGUCAAGAUUAGCAUCAAAGCUUCAAGGAUUGUCAUCUAUCACAAGUUUGAUCUUCCUUAUCUCAUUAAAUCUUGUACUUUAAUCAUGGAUUCAUCUAUUUCUAUGUUUCCCAACAUGUAUAGCUAAAUAAAUUUGGGGCUAGAAAUUGGUUAAUUAAUUGUUCUUAUAAUGUUUUAAUUUGUAUUGAUUUUAAUUGUUAAGUUUGUUCUAUUUAGAUUGUUGUGUCCAGAAAAUUAAUUAUGUUGUGUUUGUGAUAUAUAUUAUGAGUACUCAAUCAUAAACAUAUUGUUUGUUAAAUACACAAAUGAACACUUUCUGAACACACCGUUAAACUUCUUUUACCUUGUCCCGGAUUGAAGUUUUACGGCAGAAUUUAAUUAUUUUAUUUUAUUAUUUACACCACGGGGUUGGGUAAAUAAUAUAGUUAAUAAUUAAGGUUGUCGUUGCACUUAAACAACUAGUCUCGAUUUGGCCAUCACUGGGAAAUGUUGACUAGUUACUUAUUUUAGGUGACUUGUGUUGGGUCCUAAAAUAUUUAUCUACAACUUCUCACAAUCUGUCUAAGAAUAAAAUUAUCAAUUAUGUCUUACAAAUGAGCAUUGAACAAUUAGUUGCCAAUUUCUACCCCUACUUGCUAUUGGUUGAACUUUGUGUUGAUAAAAAUCUUUUCUCUCAAUCACUUUUAUUUAAUUACUUUUCCAAGCAAACAAAAAAAUAAAAAGAAACGCAUUCCCAACUUUAAUCCUUAGUUUGUGCUUAAUUAUUUUAUUUCCCGCUUCUCUGUGGUUCGACACCCUACUUCCUUGGGUAAAAAAAUAGUUGUGUGCCCAUUAUAUGCUACACACCAACUAUCCAUCAUGUACUUUGCAAAAUCAUUUGAUUCUAGUUCUAGCAGUGAGUUUCACCAUUUGAUUCUAUUAUAUUGUUCAUUCUCAGUGAGUUUCACCAUUUGAUUCUAUUUCUCAGUGAGACAUUGUUCAUUAUAAUAUCUCUGCGAACCAGCACUUGCCGAGUUCCAUGUCUCUGCGAACAAAAAUCAGAAACUAAGUAAGGCAGGAAAUCAGUUCACAUGUAUCAACUAUAACACCAUCCAAAGCAAAUUUCUGAAAACAAAAGCCUGAUUCGAGAUGGCUAGGGUUAACAUGAAAUCAGUUCACAGGAAUACAAGGAGUGCUACAACUACUCAAAAUGAGAAUCCUCAAACAGAAAACCAAGAUGAAGUUAUUCGAACAGGACAGAGAGAAGAACCAAUCCUAUUCCAGGAGUAUCAUAAGCCAGAAACAAGCAAGCCAGAAACAAGCAAAAAAAGAAAAAUACUUUCAAAAAGGAAAAGGGAAGUACCUGAAGAAUCAAGUGAUGAAAAUGAAGAGGGAGAGAGAAGCAACAGGUCCAGUUUUAUCAACCUAAGAACAAGAGUAAGGCCAGCUCAUUUCCUAAAGUUGAUUAAACAACUAGAUGAUAAUAAUAAAGCAGCAUUGCAGAGGAUUGGCUUUGGAGGCUUACUCCAUCUAAAUUUUGAUAGAUUCUAUGACGACUUUGUUCAGUUUCUCCUUGAAAAUUUCAGACCAAUUUUAGGACAACUACAACUCACGAACGGUGAGUUGUUAGAUAUAGAAGAUCAAGAUGUCAGAGCAGUAUUUGGGUUGCCAAUGGGAACUAUUGAUGUUCAAGAAGCCAAUGGCAAAAAUGAAAGUGAAGAAUACAAUGAAUUGCUGAAGCAGUGGAGAGCAGAAUGGGGAAUUGUUAAAGGAAGCCCUGAAACAACAAAGAUGAUUCAGAUUUGUUAGUCAUGUACGUUGUAUCAUGCACAACUAGAUCUCCAAAUCGCUCAUAAUCAGAUUUCAUUUGUCCAUCCCUCCAAAAAAGGAACACAGUGUACCAUCUUCCAGAUCAAAAUAAAAAAAAAGUCAGAUUCAGAAUCAGCCCUUUUCUUGAAUAUACCAAUCAAACUAUUCGAAUCAGAACCAUCAAAUGUUCUACGCCUUUCAGAUUCUAGUCUGUUAUAAGCAUCACGCUUCCUGAACCCAAGAGUCCUAACACCAUCUGCCUGUUUUUGAAGCAUACGAUGAAUAUCAGAAACCUUUGUCCCACUUUCCUUCAUCAGCAUAAUAAAUUCUAGAUACUCUUCAUCAACAGCACGAUGUGAUUUCAGGAGGUGUCUCUGACCAAUUGGACAAAAAGGAUGGUUAUGAUCAAUGAUAUGCUUAGAAACAGUCCAUUCACCAUCACUGCUAAUGGAAAACUGCAACUUUUCUUUACAACCUGAACGGUAAUCUAAUUUGGUAUAUGCUUUGUUUUCUGUUCCCUUUUGUAGUUUCUUCCCUUCUUUCCAACAACAAUAAGAUUUCAUAGACAAACUCAAAUUUCCACUCCUAAAUCUCUGUUUGUAUCUUCGAAUGCCAAAUCCAUUUUCAAAAGAAUGCUUGUUAUAAAGAGUGUAAGCUUCCAGUUCAGACUUGACAAUCA
Molecule: messenger RNA, 2595 nt
Organism: Cuscuta europaea
Lineage: Eukaryota; Viridiplantae; Streptophyta; Magnoliopsida; Solanales; Convolvulaceae
Source: the annotation of a GenBank genome assembly